AUGCAGCGAGAAGCGGCGCUCAACGUUUUGCGCGGCGGGCACCACGACGCCCAUGGCGGGCAUGCCACCGUCACGCAGCACAGGUGGAAGGUGAGAUAUGGUCAGCAUUGCACCAGCACCUUGCUGAAGCAGACCGCAAUUGCUGAACUGUCUCCUCACGCAGCUGCUGCUGACCAGGAAGCUUUGGCUGCUUUGACAUACGUGCUUCAAGACAGCGACUAUGACGUGCGGAAGAGCGCCUUCGCGGCGCUCAGCCACUGUUUGAAGAAUGCAGCAUCGGAUCUCUUGGCCUGCUUGAUCUUGAGCUGCUGCUUACAAGAUGAGCGGUCCUGCGUGAGGUUGGCUGCAGCGGAGGUGCUUGUGCAACUCGGUACCACUGGAAAUUCGAUGGCACCCGUCUUCAUCGCCAACACCUGGCUUGACGAUCCCAGGCAGCACGUGAGGUGCUUGGCAGUGCAGAUUCUGGGGAGGUGUGUUGGGCACGGCGUUAACGAAGCAUUGGAUGCCGCGGUGGGACAUUUGCAAGAUCACCGGUUUUUUGUGCGCAAGGGAGCCGUCGAAGUUAUGGGCAACGGGGCAUUACAAGGCAACAGAAAGGCGGCAGAAUUCCUGCAUGCAUGCUUACAAGACGAAUCCGUAAGUGUUCGAGAUGUGGCUCGGCGCUGGCAUGUGCGAGUGGUGUGCAAUGCAGCCUCCUGGCUGUGGGGAGAGGAUGCGAGAAGAGAACUCGGUUUGGAGAUUCUGUCUGCACUGGCUAAGCUGGGCAACCGGGAUGCAAUUCUGGCAGCAGUUGACGGGUUGCAGAGUCCGUCAUCUAAGUGCAGAGAGGCUGCUGUAGACAUCCUGGGGGGCGGAGCAUUGCAAGAACAUCCGUUGGCAAUGAUCGCGCUGGAGAUGUGUGUUCGAGACGAGGAUCAGGAUAUGUCCACAGAGGAAAAGAUCUUGAAAGCAAGGCAUCUGCUGUCCACUGCAUCCCGGAACAUUCUGCAUGCCCUCGACGCUCAUCUCGAAGCGGAUGAAGAGAAGAGCUUCGUUUCACAACGUGAAGCGGAAGACCAACGCGAUGCUGCGCCAGAGUUUGUGCGGCAGGUGUGUCAACGAAUGGCUACAGAAGGCCCGGCGUGUGCAGUGCAGUCCAUCCUCGAGCUGACCAUGGGUGCUCAAGAAGCUUGGACAGGUGACUGGACAGCGUCUACUACAAGAAAAGCCUGCGAUACAUCUGCGGCGCUGAAUGUGCUUUCUCGACGCGAGUACGGUAGGAUGCCUUGCCAUCGGUUUCCUGUGCUGAUGGAUUCAGACUCCUAUACGAGGGCAUCGGCUAUACAGGUUUUGCAUGCUGCGGCCGAACAAGGCAGUCAACAAGCCCCGGCUGCUAUCAGCAACAGUUUGGAGGACCAAAGUGCCGAUGUGCGGGAGGAGGCGGCGGAGGUCCUAGGCAGCAUCCCCACGCAGCCUUUGCUGAUGGAAAGCAUGGCCAAACACCUGGCAAGUGAUCGGUCAGAGGUGAGACAGGUCGCGGUAGAGCUGCUCUGCAGAAACAGCGACGAAGAUGGGGUUCGUGAGGUAGCCCUGCAGUCUCUCAAGAGCCUGCAUGCUGAAACCAGACAGUCUGCGAUCCGAGUAUUGAGUUGUGUUGCUGCGGGCAACCAGGAGGCCAUGCAUGCUUUGCAGAGCAGUCUGUGCGAUCAGCAGAUGGAAGUUCGACAAGAGGCUCUUGCUGCACUUUGCACACUCGGCCGACGUGGCACUGAAAGCGCUCCGAGUGAUUGGACGUCCUGA
Molecule: messenger RNA, 1779 nt
Organism: Symbiodinium natans
Lineage: Eukaryota; Dinophyceae; Suessiales; Symbiodiniaceae
Source: the annotation of a GenBank genome assembly